CAUGGAGGAGAAAGGAUGCUAAUCUAUGAAUACAUGCAUAACCGAAGCUUAGACACCUUUAUAUUUGAUGAAGGAAAACGUUCAUUGUUGAGUUGGCAAAAUCGCUUCGCCAUCAUACUAGGGAUCGUGCGUGGACUUCUCUAUCUUCAUCAAGAUUCUAGAUUUAGAAUAAUACACAGGGACCUAAAAGCUGCCAAUGUCUUGCUCGAUAGAGAGAUGAACCCCAAAAUCUCAGAUUUUGGAACGGCAAGAGUAUUUGGAGAUGAUCAGACUGAUGCACAUACCCGCAAAGUGGUGGGGACAUUUGGAUAUAUGUCUCCUGAGUAUGCAAUGGACGGCAUAUUAUCCAUAAAACUUGAUGUCUUUAGCUUUGGCGUUUUAGUAUUAGAAAUCAUCAGCGGCAAAAGAAACAAAGGAUUUUACCAAUCUGAGCCACAAUCAAACCUCAUUACAUAUGCUUGGAAGCUGUGGAAGGAAGGAAAGAGCUUCGAGUUGCUCGAUGAAUCUUUGGAGGACUUGCAUAACAUUUCUGAAGUCCUGAGAUGCAUCCAAGUGGCUCUCUUAUGCGUUCAAGAGCAACCCAGAGAUAGACCAAUGAUGUCCUCAGUUACCAUGAUGUUGGCUAGUGAAAAUGCUACACUGGCAGAACCAAAGGAACCUGGUUUCAGCACUGGAAGAGGCUCCAUUGAUAUCAUAACAUCUAGGCACAGUGUGAAUUAUAUAACAGUAACAACGGAAUACCACAGGAAUAAGCAAGUGAAAGCCAUGAAGGCUUGGCCACUUUCUCUUCUUUUCCUCUGUAGCCUCUUGUCUCCCUCCAUUGCAGGAGAUACCAUCACCCCGAGCACACCGCUCAGCGAUGGCGAAACUUUGGUUUCAGCAGGUGGGAACUUUGAAUUAGGCUUCUUCAGCCGGGGCAAUUCGAAGAAUAAAUACUUGGGCAUUUGGUACAAGAAUAUCUCAACUCAUACAGUUGUUUGGGUUGCCAACAGAGAAGCUCCGCUUACCGACCGUACUGGAAGUCUAAACAUCAGCAGCGAUGGAAAUCUCAUCCUCUCCAACCAGACAGCCAAGGUUUUCUGGUCGACGAAUUCAUCGAAAGCAAGCAGUCCGGUGGCACAGCUCUUAGAUACCGGGAAUUUUGUUCUGAAAGAAGGUAACAGUGAUUCAUAUAGCUUCUUGUGGCAGAGUUUCGACUACCCAUGCGAUACGUUGCUUCCAGGAAUGAAACUUGGAUUGGAUUUAACAACUGGUCUCGACCGAUAUCUUACCACAUGGAAGAGCACCGAUGACCCUUCACCUGGGGACUACUCCUUCAAGCUCGAUCCCCAUGGAUCGCCGGAAUUCUUCAUAUGGAAGGGAUCGACGAAAGAGUAUCGAAAUGGUCCUUGGAACGGGAUUCGAUUCAGUGGUGAGCCUGAGAUGGACUCUGACAGCUACUUCACCUUUGAAUUUGUCGAUAACUCGCAUGAAAUAUAUUACAUGUAUCAAGUUGCGGACAGCUCGAUCAUCUCCAGGUUUAUGCUGAACCAAUCGAUGAUUCAACGAUACGUCUGGUUUAAUUCAACAUUAGGGUGGAGCCUCUAUUGGUCCAUGCCAAGGGACCAAUGCGAUUAUUACGCUCAGUGUGGCCCCUAUGGCAUUUGUAACUCGAACGACUCGCCAAUCUGCAACUGUAUUCAUGGAUUCGAUCCCAAGUCGCCACAAAACUGGAAUCUCAGAGAUGGGCGUGAUGGGUGCGUGCGGAAGACAAGGUUGGAUUGCCAAGGAGAUGGGUUUCUAAAACUCACUGAUGUCAAGUUGCCAGACACCUCAAACUCCACCGUGAAUGAGAGCAUGAGCCUUGAGCAGUGUCGGGAAAGCUGCUUGAAUAACUGUUCAUGUGUGGCUUAUGCAGCUGCUAAUAUCAGUGGAGGAGGAAGUGGUUGUAUUAUUUGGGGAAGUAAUCUGAUAGAUAUUAAGCAAUUUGUUGAUGGCGGGCAGGAUCUCUACGUUCGUCUUGCAGCAUCUGAACUGAACACAAGCUCAAAUGGAGGCGACCAGAACAAGAAAAAACAUGCGACGGUUAUUAUCGUUAUAUGUAUAACAUCUGGGCUGCUGUUGUUGGUGUCAAGUGGAUGUUACAUUUGGCAUAAGAAGUUCAGAAAACAUAGUAUUAAGUUAGGUGGGCGAAGGCAGUUGUCAAUUGAUUUGGCUCUUACUGCAUUAGGUCCUACUCAAGACCACCACCCAGAAAAUGAAGGUAACAGAGGGAAAGAACUGGAACUCCCUCUAUUCGAACUAAGUACCAUAGUGAUUGCCACAGACGACUUCUCUAUCGCUAAUAAGCUUGGCGAGGGUGGCUUUGGCGCUGUUUACAAGGGUGAACUUGAAGAUGGGCAGGGCAUAGCUGUGAAGAGGUUGUCAAGGCAUUCACGACAAGGCACUGAUGAGUUCAAGAAUGAGGUUAUGUUGAUCGCCAAACUUCAGCACGUAAAUCUUGUAAGACUGCUUGGUUGUUGCAUGCACGGAGAAGACAGGAUGUUAAUCUAUGAAUACAUGCAUAAUAGAAGUCUGGACACCAUCAUCUUCGAUAAAACUAAAUGUGCACUCCUGACUUGGCAAAAACGUUUCAAUAUCAUUGUGGGGAUUGCCCGUGGACUUCUUUAUCUUCAUCAGGAUUCUAGGUUCAGAAUCAUCCACAGGGACCUCAAGGCUAGCAACGUUCUUCUAGAUAAAGACAUGAACCCCAAAAUCUCAGACUUCGGCGUGGCAAGAAUAUUUGGAGGAGAUCAGAGUGAUGCAUAUACCAAGAGAGUGGUGGGAACAUAUGGGUAUAUGUCUCCAGAGUAUGCCAUGGAUGGUAUUUUCUCAGUGAAGUCAGAUGUCUUUAGUUUCGGUGUCUUGGUCCUUGAAAUCAUAAGUGGCAAGAAGAACAGAGGCAUUUAUAGUACUGAGCCCAACCUCAACCUCCUUAGUCAUGCAUGGAAACUAUGGAAGGAAGGCAACAGCUUGGAGCUGCUAGAUAAGUCAGUGGGUUACUCUUAUUCCAUUAAUGAAGUACUUAGAUGCAUACAGGUGGGCCUCUUAUGUGUUCAGGAUAGAGCCGAGGACAGACCACAUAUGUCAACUGUAAUUUUGAUGUUGGGUAGUGCAAGCGCAAUGCUACCACUACCAAAGCAGCCUGGUUAUUGUAGCGAGAGAAGUGCAACAGAUACGGAAUGGUCUUCGAGUUGCACUGUUAAUGAAAUAACAGUGACAAUGUUAUCAGGUCGUUAGAGGACUGGCCUAUCAUUAGAUGAAGGUCAAUGCCAGUGUGGAACUAGGUAGCCUUUGGCUAAGAAAGAUUACCUAAUGUCUCACGCUCACUUAUGUGACAGUUCAAAAGAGAUGUCUCCUGCCUGUAUAUUUUUGCUGCUGAAAGAUAAAGUGAAUGUGUUACAUUAAGAGUAGUACUUUACUUCCUCAACUUACUGAUUGGAAUAUGAAAGUUUACUGCAUGAAAGGAGUAUGCUGCAAGUGAAACAGAGACAGAGGACAUAGAAGUUCUUUCUUGCUAGUCUUGGAUAACUAUGUAUCUCUGGUACAUUUGGUGCCUCUCUGUAAUUGUUCCUAUUUGCUUCUCUCUGUUUCCACUAUUUUCCUCAGAAAGACUAUGCCAUCUUUUCAAAACUAUUAGGUUGAUAGUAUUAUUAUAAAAUCUUUGAACAGAUGGUGAUCUUCAUUAGAGUAUCAGAGGAUCCAGCAAUGU
Molecule: messenger RNA, 3730 nt
Organism: Phoenix dactylifera (date palm)
Lineage: Eukaryota; Viridiplantae; Streptophyta; Magnoliopsida; Arecales; Arecaceae
Product: receptor-like serine/threonine-protein kinase SD1-8
Biological process (GO): recognition of pollen; protein phosphorylation
Molecular function (GO): ATP binding; protein serine/threonine kinase activity
Source: RefSeq, a predicted model, not a curated record